CGGCCCGGGCCGCGGGGAGCGGGCGGCAGCGCACGGGGCAGGCCCCUGGGUGGCGCUCCGGGACCCGGGCGGACCUGGAUGGGCUCCCACGCCGGGGUCCGAGGCGCGCGACUGCGGCUCUCCGCCCUCCCGCCCCCGGCCACACCCCACCCCUCACCUCCUUCUCCUCCCUCCCUCCGCCCUGUCUGCCAGGUUGGAGGCGGGCUUAAAGCCAGGUGCGCCCAGCCAGCUCGCCAUGUCCAGAUCCGGGGACAGGACCUCCACCUUCGACCCCAGCCACAGCGACAACCUGCUGCACGGCCUCAACCUGCUGUGGAGGAAGCAGCUGUUCUGCGACGUGACCCUGACGGCCCAGGGCCAGCAGUUUCACUGCCACAAGGCCGUGCUGGCCUCCUGCUCGCAGUACUUCCGAUCGCUCUUCUCCAGUCACCCGCCCCUCGGGGGAGGCGUCGGCGGCCAGGACGGCCUGGGGGUCCCCAAGGACCAGCAGCAACCGCAGCAGCAGCAGCCGCCGCAGGAGGAACCCGGGACACCUUCCUCCUCCCCCGACGACAAGCUGCUGACCAGCCCCCGAGCCAUCAACAACCUGGUGCUGCAGGGUUGCUCGGCCAUCGGGCUGCGCCUGGUGCUCGAGUACCUCUACACGGCCAACGUGACCCUGUCCCUGGACACGGCGGAGGAGGUGCUGUCCGUCAGCAAGAUCUUGCACAUCCCGCAGGUCACCAAGCUCUGCGUGCAGUUCCUCAACGACCAGAUCUCGGUGCAGAACUACAAGCAGGUGUGCAAGAUCGCCGCGCUGCACGGCCUGGAGGAGACCAAGAAGCUGGCCAACAAGUACCUGGUGGAGGACGUGCUUCUGCUCAACUUCGAGGAGAUGCGCGCCCUGCUGGACUCGCUGCCGCCCCCCGUGGAGUCGGAGCUGGCCCUCUUCCAGAUGUCCGUGCUGUGGCUGGAGCACGACCGCGACGCCCGCAUGCAACAUGCGCCCGACCUCAUGAAGCGCCUCCGCUUCGCGCUCAUCCCGGCCCCCGAGCUGGUGGAGCGCGUCCAGUCCGUGGAUUUCAUGCGCACCGACCCAGUGUGCCAGAAGCUGCUGCUGGACGCCAUGAACUACCACCUGAUGCCCUUCCGGCAGCACUGCCGGCAGAGCCUGUCCAGCAGAAUUCGCUCUAACAAGAAAAUGCUGUUAUUGGUCGGGGGAUUGCCUCCAGGGCCGGACCGGCUCCCCAGCAAUCUGGUUCAGUACUAUGACGAUGAGAAGAAGACGUGGAAAAUACUCACAAGGUGA
Manis javanica (Malayan pangolin) is the source of this 1288-nucleotide messenger RNA. Lineage: Eukaryota; Metazoa; Chordata; Mammalia; Pholidota; Manidae. The record is from RefSeq and is a predicted model, not a curated record.